Alexandromys fortis (reed vole) is the source of this 621-nucleotide messenger RNA. RefSeq lists its product as uncharacterized. Lineage: Eukaryota; Metazoa; Chordata; Mammalia; Rodentia; Cricetidae. Bases 1 to 621 code for a protein of 206 amino acids. The record is from RefSeq and is a predicted model, not a curated record. The transcript is spliced from 4 exons.
AUGUCUGUGCUCGACACAAAGGACAACUCCAAACCAGGGAGUAGCUGCCAGGAGAUGCGGGAGUCACAGAGCACAGGGGAACCGGGCCAAGAGGUGCAGGCACAGCAGAGACAGUCCCCAGCCAGAGGCUACCGCGGCUCACACAGGCCCACCCAGCCCUCGGCACCAUUGGCCGACCCAGCCCCCUUCAGGCCCGCUGACCCUGCGGUUCCUGGACUGGUGACUCAGUUUCUCUUCUGCCAAGAAGGCUCAGUCACAAUUUCCCGACCCGAUCCUAAUCGCUGGACACCCUCCACAUACCCCGAGGCCGGAGACUCCGGGGGACGAGCCCUAUCUGCUGCCCUCUCCGGAGCCAAGCACCCCUCCAGCUCCGAACCCCCACGCCCACCCCCGCCCAGGUUCCUCAGGCACCAGGCUCCGGCGGCGGCGGUGGCGGCGGCGGCGGCCGCAGCUCCCGCUCCCUGUGCCCCCCGCCUCCGCGACGAGCUUUCAGCACGCGCUUCUGCGCAGGCGCCGGGACGGGUUUUCCCGACGCGGAAGGAAGCGACCAUAGAGAAGAGCAGAGAGAGGGAGGGCACCUACGUGCUCACUUCCGCCAUCGUUCUCGGCGCAGAACUUUGA